Molecule: messenger RNA, 1717 nt
Organism: Anthonomus grandis grandis
Lineage: Eukaryota; Metazoa; Arthropoda; Insecta; Coleoptera; Curculionidae
Exons: 4
Coding region: 389-1717 (442 amino acids)
Source: RefSeq, a predicted model, not a curated record
CAUAUUUGCCCAAAAAAGGCUUAUUUUUUGUGAAGAAUUUUAUUUUCUGUUAAUAAAAGCUUUGUAAAUAUUUACUGCCUUUUAAACCACAUUUUUUUCUCGGUUUUUCAAAAAUAAAGUUGUUUGAAUAGCCUGGGGUAUAUUCAUAUCCCACUAUGCGGGAAUGCACGCCUACUGGCUUGGCGGUGCUUUGUACUUCGAUCCGGCGCGCGCUGCUUCUAAAAAUAGACCAUUAAGGGGGGUUUACACGAUGCCAGUGACUUGAACAAGUUACUAAAAUCCAGCACUGGAUGUGUAGACACGAUGAUUCCAGCGUUCGAUUUUAGUAAAUAAAUCAGUACGUAGUUUUAGUAAUUGUUUUAAAGUGUAGGUGUUAUUAUUAUUCAAAAUGUGCGCAAAAUGGACUGAAGAUACCACAGUAAAGUUUGUAGAAUUAUAUAGGGAGGAAAAGUGCCUUUGGAAUACACAGUUGGUAAUCUAUAGAAAUAAACAAGCCCGUGAGUCGACUAUAAAAAGAAUUGUGGAAACAAUGGAAAUCGAGAAUUUUGGCCCAAUAGAUGUAAAAAACAAAAUAAAAACUCUAAGGUCGACGUAUGUACAAGAGGUAGCAAAAAUUAAGAAAUCGCAAAGCUCUGGGGCCGGAGCCGAUGAAAUAUAUAAACCAAAAAUGAAGUGGUUUUCAGUUAUGCAUAUGUUUUUACAAACAAUGGAUAAGAGAAGGGUAACAUGCAGUAAUUUGGCUUCAGAAACAUAUAAUGGAUCGAAUACAUUACAAGUAGAAGAUGAAGUUGAAGAGGCAACACACGAAGAAGUACCAUUAGCAGCAGAGGUAAUAAAAGCGAAUGUUAGUGGAGCUAUUAAUGAACCUACUCCAAAACGCCAUAAGGCAGCGAAGUCCAAGAUUAAAGAAGUUGCUGGUUGCAUCAAAGACUUAAAUUCUUUAACGACGUCUAUUCGAGAUCUACAAUCUACGGAAUCAUCUGAAAAUAAAUUCGAUAUUUUCGGGAAGAGCGUAGCUGCACAAUUAAAUAAGUUGCCCCUUUUAGCGGCCGUCACGGCUCAAGCUGAAAUUCAGCAAAUUUUGACUCGUUCCAGAGUGUCAAAUAUAGAAGGUACAAGCACCUCAUUAGGUUCUUCCAGAUGCACCAGUGCAUUUAGUACUUUGCCAAUCCCGGAAUCAGACUCCGAUGAUGAAAUAGGGGAAUUUGACGUAAUUUUGUCUGACGAUGAGGAAAGUGACGGGGAACCGGAAAUAAAUGACAAGGAGUCGGAUCUUAUUGAAUGCGAUAGUGACAGUCAAGGCACAUCUGUGGAGCAGGAACAGCAAGAGUCUAUGAACGGUGGAAGUCUAUUUUAUAAAUCUAAAGAUGGUACCCAGUGGUCAAAAGUUCCCUAUCCUCAGACACGCAGAGGAGCUAAAGAUAUAAUAAAGAAUAAACAAGGUCUUACUCCGUAUAGUUCAAAUUUUACCACUGAAAUUGAAGCUUUUUUACUGUUCAUGUCAGACAAUAUAUUGAAUAUAUUAGUAGUUCAAACGAAUAGAAAAGCUGAAGAGGUAAUAAGACAAUGGAAUGAAAAAUAUCCACAUAAAUUGCAACGAACUUGGCAGCUUACCGAUUCUACGGAAAUCAAGGUGUACCUAGGAAUGCUGCCUGCUGAUCCAAGGAGCGCUAUAAGCAACCAAGAAGCCCCAAAAAAUGUUAUGGUGUACAGAUAA